AUGCCGGUGCAGACACGCAAUGCUACACACGCCUCUAGCAUGAAUUCCAGUCAGAGUCCUCGCGUUCCUCGAAGACAAAAGCGAACGAAGAAAGGCAAAAAUGAAGACAUCAUUGCACAAAAGACGGAAGUGAAAAUGGAACACGAGGUCGGCGAGAAACGCGAAGCUCCUGAGCUUGACAUAGUGGAAGAGACAGAGGCGAAGAAGCCGAAGAUAGAAGAAGAAGUCGACACAAAUAAAUAUGCAUUCACCCCAGGGGUAAUCGAGCGUGGACAUAUAUACUUCUUCUACCGCCCGAAAGUCCAGCGGGAAGAAGUUCAUUCUAUAAACGAUGUUAGCAAGCUCCACGUCCUCCUUGUACCUAGUCCAUCCCAGCUCAGCGUGCACGGCGAAAGUGGGAGCAAAGAUGUCUCCGGUGCAGAUGCGGACGAGAUGAACCUCGUGGCCCAAGGCGCAGACGCCGCGCCUGCGCCUGAAUCAACGAACAAGGAGAAAAAAUACUUCCGCUUGAUCAUCGUCGGCAAGAAAAAACUCCCUGAUCCUGAACACGAAAAACACGCCCCCAUUUGGGCGACGGUAAUAUCCGUGGGCGACAAUCUACAUGACCUGGAGGAGCGGUUGGGGGAAAGGACUUAUGAGACAAAGACUCGGGGUACACGUCACAUAGGACCUGUUCGCCUCGCAGGCCGUGGGGUGUAUGCAAUCGUCAAUUCACAAGGGAAUGUUCCAUCAAGAAAUGCGACUCACCUUGGAUACCACCUUUCACACCCGACCGAGUUGGGAGAUGUCCAGAAAGCACUCGGGAUUCACAUAGCCUCCUCUUUCGUAAUCCAAGUCAAGAAUCCCAAAGCAGAAGCUCCGGCUGGUCAACGUGUAGGAUUGCCCAAAAGUCGACGUGCAAUUUAUUCAGAAGACAUCAUGAAAUACGUGUUUGGAAGGGGUGAAAAAGGACGUUCGUCGAUUGGACUUCGAUUCACUAAUUGUAACUGUAUUGAACUUCUUGGCCACGAAGGCGCUGAAUUGCUUCUCAUCCCCGCCCGUACGGGAACGGAAGGAAAUGAUCAGAGCCUCGGAGAUGGGCGGGGAGAAGCUUUGGAAGAAGUUAGCCGCCGUGAAUCGGAGGAGCAAGUCGAACGCAUUUUCAAGGAAUUGGCCUUUGAUAAGGACCGCUUCCCGGCAGAGCCUCUCAAAGGGGAGUGGAUCUAA
Messenger RNA from Suillus clintonianus, 1206 nucleotides. RefSeq lists its product as uncharacterized. NCBI's taxonomy places the organism in Eukaryota, Fungi, Basidiomycota, Agaricomycetes, Boletales, Suillaceae. The coding region runs from base 1 to 1206 and encodes 401 amino acids. The record is from RefSeq and is a predicted model, not a curated record. The transcript has 4 exons.